GAAAAGCCGGCGUGGUCUCUCUCACGCCUCUCUCUGCUCUCGCACUUCCGAUUCACGUCGCUCUUUUUCAGACGAGCAAGAUGGCUGAUCAGACCGAGCGUGCGUUCCAGAAGCAGCCCACGAUCUUUCUUAACCGUAAGAAAGGUCUGGGCCCGAAGCGCAGGAAGCCCAUGAGAUACAGCCGCAAUGUCGGGCUUGGUUUCAAAACGCCUCGCGAAGCUCUCGAGGGAACCUACAUUGACAAGAAAUGUCUCUUCACUGGCAAUGUAUCGAUUAGAGGACGGAUUCUCACUGGCGUUGUACAAAAGAUGAAGAUGCAACGUACUAUUGUUAUCCAGAGGGAUUAUUUGCAUUAUAUUAGAAAGUACAAUCGUUUUGAGAAGCGUCAUCGCAAUAUGAGUGUCCAUCUUAGUCCCUGUUUCAGGGAUGUUGAAAUUGGUGAUGUAGUCACUAUUGGAGAGUGCAGACCUCUGAGCAAGACAGUAAGAUUUAACGUAUUGAAGGUAUCGAAAGGAAUAGGAUCAAAGAAAAGCUUCAAGAAAUUCUAAACAUCUAACUUCUUUCCAACAAUGAAUCGUUUUUGGCAGAUUUCAAGAAUGAGGUAAGGAAAAAAUUGUAAAACAACCAAAUGUGACUAUACAAUCCUGUAUUGUAAUUCUCAUAUUCGAAAUCUGGCAAAAAGAAAAAAAGAAAAUUUCUAUAAAAAUAUUGGAA
Wasmannia auropunctata (little fire ant) is the source of this 714-nucleotide messenger RNA. RefSeq names its product 40S ribosomal protein S11 (gene RpS11). Gene Ontology annotation, cellular component: cytosolic small ribosomal subunit; ribosome. Gene Ontology annotation, molecular function: structural constituent of ribosome. The record is from RefSeq and is a predicted model, not a curated record. Lineage: Eukaryota; Metazoa; Arthropoda; Insecta; Hymenoptera; Formicidae. Gene Ontology annotation, biological process: translation.